Botrytis porri is the source of this 603-nucleotide messenger RNA. RefSeq lists its product as uncharacterized. NCBI's taxonomy places the organism in Eukaryota, Fungi, Ascomycota, Leotiomycetes, Helotiales, Sclerotiniaceae. Bases 1 to 603 code for a protein of 200 amino acids. The record is from RefSeq and is a predicted model, not a curated record. The transcript is spliced from 6 exons.
AUGCAAUUUUCUCAUGUUCUCUCGCCGGUCACUAUUAAACUUUCCAUCCUCUUCCUCUACAAGCGUAUUCUCGUUGGCGAGCGGUUCAUUCUGCGUGUUAGACGAAUGAGGGGAAAUGCUUCAACUUUAAGAGUUUUGCAGUUGGAUGCGUUGAUUAGCAUAUUGCCUUUGCCAAAAAUCCGAAAGCUACACUUACCUGUUGGCCAAAAUAUGGCACUCUUGUUGAUAUCCACUCUGGGACUUUUUGAAAUCGCAUCUGCGUUGACGCCAAUAUUUGAUCCUUUAUUGAGCCCGCGGUUGGGAUCAUAUGCACCUGCCUUUUUGUUACUCAUAUUAUUUUACUUGCUAUUAUCCCCGCAUCUUAACGCUCAGUGUUUUCUCUCCAUUCAAGCCCAUCUAAAGAUGUUACAAGUGGUCAAUGAAAUUCAAAUCAAGAGCCAAACAGGAACAUCGAAGAAGGAUCAUAACGACGCAGGAAUUGAAGAUGCGCUAGAGUUGAGACUUGUAAAAGGAUUCGGACAACAGGAAUCUGGAAAUAAAAUUGUGGUCAAGCAAGAAUAUGUAGCUAUAAAAAAGGGCGUAAGAGCAGCUGAAGGCGUAUAG